AUGGCCCAGCCUUACGCCUCCGCCCAGUUUGCUCCUCCUCAAAACGGCAUCCCAGGAGACUACACCGGCCCCCAUCCUCACCCGACCCCCGACUACUCCGGGCAAACCACGGUUACAGAGCACACGUUAAAUCUGUACCCACCUGCGCAGACGCACUCCGAGCCAAACACAAGUGACACAAAUGCACAAACUGUCUCAGGCACAGCCACCGUAAUUGUUCAAGAUAAGCUCGAUCAGAUGGUUUUUAUCUGGGAGGAUAUCCAUGCUUUGGCUGAGGAAAGGGAAGCGAAGCUCCUUGAUGUCAUGGAAUUAGCCGAUAAGUUCUGGUGUGAUCAUAUGGCUCUCAUAGCCACUAUCAAAGAUACUCAAGAUUUUAUCAGAGAACUAGAAGGAGCAGGGAUUGAUCCUUCAGUGGUGAAGCAACAACAUGAAGCAGCAGAGUCCAUCAAAGAAGAGAUAGAUGGGUUACAAGAAGAACUUGAUGCUGUUGUGAAUCUUGGCUCUGAACUCAUAGCUGCAUGUGGUGAACCUGAGAAACCAUUAGUCAAGAAAAGUAUAGAUGAG
This is a messenger RNA of Thamnophis sirtalis, 564 nucleotides long. The record is from RefSeq and is a predicted model, not a curated record. Lineage: Eukaryota; Metazoa; Chordata; Lepidosauria; Squamata; Natricidae.